AUGAGCUCUUCGGUCAUCGGCGCGUGUGCGGGCAGCGGCGGCGCUGGCGGGCCUAGCGGCGGCGGCGGUGCUGCCGGAGCAGGAGGCGCCGGUGGAAGCGGCGGGCCGUGCGGGGCGUGCAAGUUCCUGCGUCGCAAGUGCGUGAGCGGGUGCAUCUUCGCUCCCUACUUCGACUCGGAUCAGGGCGCGGCGCACUUCGCGGCGGUGCACAAGGUGUUCGGCGCCAGCAACGUGUCCAAGCUGCUCCUCCAGAUCCCACCCCACAAGCGUCUCGACGCCGUCGUCACCGUCUGCUACGAGGCCCAGGCGCGCCUCCGCGACCCCGUCUACGGCUGCAUCUCCCACAUCUUCGCCCUGCAGCAACAGGUGGUGAACCUCCAGAACGAGCUCUCCUACCUGCAAUCGCAUCUGACCACGAUGGAGCUGCCAUCGCCGCCGCCCUUUGCUGCGCAGCCCGAGAUGCCGAUGAACGCCUCGUUCUCCGUUUCCGACCUGCCUUCGUCGUCCAACAUCCCGGCCAACGUCGAUCCGUUAAUGCUCUUCGACCCGCAGACGCAGUCCCAGUGGGCCUUCCAGCAGCAACAGGUACAGCAACACCAGCAGCAGCAGCUUCAGCAACAGCAAUAUGUACGGAUGGGAGAGGGCUCUAGCAGGGGCGGUGGCGGCACAAUGGAUGGCGGCGACCUGCAGGCGCUGGCAAGGGAGCUCCUGGACCGGCAUGGCCAGGUGGUGGGCUUAAAUCCCGCACUGCAGCCGCCGCGCACACAGUGACCGCCAACCUAUUAGCUAGCUGGAGUCAUUGAUCAGGAAAGAAUUAAUCAUUCAUGCAUUGUGGAGGCAAGAUGAGAGUUGGAGAGUGAAGAAAAUGAUGUGAAUUCGUGGCGGUAAGGCGAGAUAUAGAAUGAGACUGAUCGACGACAACGACGAUGAUGGUGAUGUGAGGGAGAUGGUAGGUAACAGGCAUCGCCCGGUUUUCGCGUACCAGCUUUGUUCCUGGCCAGGGGUGCAAAGGUGCCCACUUGCUCCUUUUAUAUGAUGCCUGGGAGUCUGCUCCAAAGGAGGAAUGAAGCCUGGGGAAGAGUUCUUAGCUGUAGCCUGAUGUUAGCUCCUGUUACUGUUCCAUUGCAACAAUUCUAGUUGGAAACCUGAUCUGAUUGCUGUCAUAUCUAGCUAGCUAGCUGAUUUCUUCUGUU
Molecule: messenger RNA, 1193 nt
Organism: Phragmites australis (common reed)
Lineage: Eukaryota; Viridiplantae; Streptophyta; Magnoliopsida; Poales; Poaceae
Product: LOB domain-containing protein 30-like
Exons: 2
Coding region: 1-771 (256 amino acids)
Biological process (GO): hormone-mediated signaling pathway; positive regulation of DNA-templated transcription
Cellular component (GO): nucleus
Source: RefSeq, a predicted model, not a curated record